Schistosoma mattheei is the source of this 2142-nucleotide messenger RNA. NCBI's taxonomy places the organism in Eukaryota, Metazoa, Platyhelminthes, Trematoda, Strigeidida, Schistosomatidae. The record is from the annotation of a GenBank genome assembly.
AUGGAUAAAGAGCAUACGUUCUUAUCAUUUAUAUUAACAAAUUGGAAAUUCGAUGAAAAUAACUUAUAUCAUAAACGUAAAGAUUUAAUACAUGAAUUAAAAUUAAAUGUUAAAACAUUAAUGGAAUAUGCUUCAGUUUGUCGUUCAAUUCCUGAAGAUAGUACACAUGUAAUUAGUUUUUGUGCAUUAGUUCAUGAUUGUCUUCGAAUUGGUUUAAAAACAUCACCAUUUAUAUUCAAUCAAACUAUAUCAACUUAUGCUAUAUUACGUAAAAUUUCAAAUCAAUGUGAUCCAGCUAUGGAAAUAAUCAAUAAAUUUGAAAAACAUUUCAAUCCAAUUGAAAAUAAUCAUAGGAACAAUUCACAAUCUGAUCACCAUGACAACGACCACGACCACCAGCACCAGCACCACCACCACCACCAACAACAACAAUCAAUAAAAAGAGAAAAUAAAUCAAAUUUAAAAAAACUUUUUCAUUAUUCAGAAAAUAAUAAAAUAAUAACUAAACCAAAAAAACAACAAACAAAUAGAUUGAAACUACUUAGAGAACAUAUAAUUGAAGUUGUUGUUAGAACUAACAAUAACAAUUCAAAUAUUGAAUGGAUUCACUUUGCACUUGUAGAGAAACUACUUGAACCCAUUGUACAACAUAUAUGUUCAAGAGCAAAAGAAUUUUACAGUUCUGAUAGCAUUGUGGCUAAUCAAUGUGAUGUGAAUGUAUUCUUAUCUUUGAUUAGAGGUCCAUGUGCAAUUAAUUAUACAUCAGGUAUUCAUGAAGAUUCAUAUUGGUUAAAUUUACAUGCAAAUGAAUUAAUUGAAAGGCAAAGAUUCACAUCAAUUACAAAUCAAAAUCAAACUAGUUAUAUUCCAUUAAAAGCUUCCCCUAAGCUUGUCACUCAAAUAGUUCACAUGGCAACUAUUGAUGAUGAUAAUAAAAAUAAAAAAAUUGAUAAAACAUUCAAAAAAAUUAGAAAUUCUUCUACAUUAUCAGACUCAUCAAUUACAGAUACUACUACUACUAAUAAUAAUAAUAUAGAUAGUUUAUAUCAAACAAGAAGAAGUACAUUACUCUAUGGAAAGAAUAAUGUUAUGUUAGGUGAUGAUCAAAAUUCUCUUGGUUAUUUUGAAUUAAUCAGUUCUACAAAUGAUUUAUUACUUAAAUGGACAUCGAAUAAUUUAUUAUUACAAGCAUCCUAUGGUAAAUUUGAUCAUAAUCAUAACAACGGUGAUAAUCAAUAUAAUGUUGAUCAAAAGAUAUUCAAUGAUUCAAUAUAUGAAUGGAAUAAUCUUAAAGUUUUAGACAAAUGUAUCACUUCACAAAGUUCACAAUCAGUCAAGAACAAUAAAAGAAUUGAUUAUGGUUUCCAAUUGGGAAUUCUCACAGUAUCAAUGAAAAAAAUUGAAUAUGUUCACCUACAUCAAGACGCAUCCAAUGAAUAUUGUAUCAUUUUAAUUGGUUUUGAUGGAAUCCCACAUCCACCAAUACGAUUGCACGGUGGAUUCAAUGCUGUUUAUAAUUUUCUAAUAUGUUUGGACCAAGGUUUACAACCUAUUGCCUGUUUAAAUCCAUCACCUACUGAAUUAGAUGAAGUCAUUGAAAAGGAUGAAGCAAAAGAAUCAAAAACAAAUGAAAAUCAGAAAAUCAAGUUUAAAUUAUGGAAUUUAAUUGAUUUUCUAAAUAGAACAAAUGAAUCUAAUGAAAUCUGUAAACAGCCAAUUGUCAUACAAAGUAGAAAUGAUAAAAAUCCAUUUAAGGAUCAUGACGAUGAUGAUGGUGAUGGUGAUGAUGAUAUCAAUGAUCAUGAUGAUGUGAAUAACAAGAAUGAAAUCAAUUCAAAUCAACCACCAAAUAAUGAAAAUGUAACAUGCUUUCAUGAUGAAAAGAGCGAGUUGAAAAGAUCAUUGAUAAUCUAUAAUGAAAGAUAUAAAAAUAUAGAAACAAAAGGUGUUAUAUUUAAAGUUAUGCGUUUUGAUAAUUUUGAUCCUCGACCCAUUUAUGAAUGUAUAUAUUUUGGAGGUUGUGUAUCAGAAUUACGCAAUGAAGUUUGGCCUUAUCUACUAGGUGUAUAUAAUUGGACAAUGAAUGAAGAAGAAAAACAAACUAUCAAUGAACAAUUAAAAGUACAUUAUAAUGAAAAAUAA